AUGUCCAAAACUACACUCGCCGCCAUCGCAGCCGUCAGCGCUGGAGCCGGCGCCGCCAUAACCGCUACAAUGUACUCGCUGCGAAGUUCAGAUCGCAAAGGCGACCUCGAGUCCAAGACGAUAUCUACAACUACGACCACCGUGUCCAACUCUCCCACGGCCUCGGCGCCCAUCCCCAUACCCGCCAACCAGAUCUUCAAGCCACCCGCACCAGCAACGGGGCUUUCGACCUCUGCACCCGCCACUCUCGGUCCCGCGCCCGUCGACCCAUCCGGCCUCUUCGAAUACGGCUUCCCGGGCCCCGUCGCCGACGUCGCAACCCGGCACGCCCUAAUCUCCUCCUUCGACCGCCGCCUGCGCAACCCGCACUGGGUCGUCGAGCACAUCACGCCGGCAUCUCUGGCCCAGCGCGACGGCGACCGCAAACACAGCGUCUUCCUCGAAGACGAAGCCGUGCCGGAAAACUUCCGCGCCAAGCUCAAGGACUACUUCCGAUCGGGCUACGACCGCGGCCACCAAGUCCCCGCAGCCGAUGCGAAAUGGAGUCAGCGCGCCAUGGACGAGACCUUCUACCUGACCAACAUGUGCCCGCAGGUGGGCGAAGGCUUCAACCGGGACUACUGGGCGCACUUUGAGGACUUCUGCCGACGGCUGACGGUGCGGUACCCCAGCGUGCGCAUCGUCACGGGUCCCCUGUACCUGCCUAAGAAGGACCCCGUCGAUAAUAAGUGGUACGUUCGGUACGAGGUCAUUGGCAACCCGCCCAAUGUCGCUGUGCCUACGCACUUUUACAAAGUGAUUUUCGCGGAGGACGGUACCGUGGGGGGGAACGUGGCGAUUGGCGCUUUUGUGCUCCCAAACGCGAAGAUUCCCAACGAGAAGCCCAUUACUGACUUCGAGGUCCCUGUCGAGGCGGUCGAGAGGGCGAGCGGGCUCGAAUUUGCGACCAAGUUGCCCAUGCAGAGGCGGAAGAGGCUGUGUGCCGAUACUACCUGUGCGUUGGUUAUUCGCGAAUACGCGGAGAGGCAGAAGGCGUUUGCAAAGCCCGCUGGCAAGCAAUAA
Molecule: messenger RNA, 1062 nt
Organism: Pseudomassariella vexata
Lineage: Eukaryota; Fungi; Ascomycota; Sordariomycetes; Amphisphaeriales; Pseudomassariaceae
Exons: 1
Coding region: 1-1062 (353 amino acids)
Biological process (GO): apoptotic DNA fragmentation
Cellular component (GO): mitochondrial inner membrane; nucleus
Molecular function (GO): nucleic acid binding; single-stranded DNA endonuclease activity; RNA endonuclease activity
Source: RefSeq, a predicted model, not a curated record